Elgaria multicarinata webbii is the source of this 848-nucleotide messenger RNA. It is a transcript of the gene ASF1A, whose product is annotated as anti-silencing function 1A histone chaperone. Gene Ontology annotation, cellular component: nucleus; chromatin. The coding region runs from base 44 to 658 and encodes 204 amino acids. The record is from RefSeq and is a predicted model, not a curated record. Gene Ontology annotation, biological process: DNA replication-dependent chromatin assembly. The transcript is spliced from 4 exons. Gene Ontology annotation, molecular function: histone binding. NCBI's taxonomy places the organism in Eukaryota, Metazoa, Chordata, Lepidosauria, Squamata, Anguidae.
ACUAUUGUUUGCGCCUCUUCCCCUCCCCCCCCGCGCCCCAGAUAUGGCAAAGGUUCAGGUGAACAACGUCGUGGUGCUGGACAACCCGUCGCCCUUCUAUAACCCGUUCCAGUUCGAAAUCACCUUCGAGUGCAUCGAGGACCUGUCCGAAGAUUUGGAAUGGAAAAUUAUCUAUGUGGGAUCAGCAGAAAGUGAAGAAUAUGAUCAAGUGUUAGAUUCAGUUUUGGUGGGCCCUGUUCCUGCAGGAAGGCACAUGUUUGUAUUUCAGGCAGAUGCUCCUAAUCCUGGACUUAUUCCUGAUGCAGAUGCUGUAGGAGUAACAGUCGUGUUAAUCACCUGCACAUAUAGAGGUCAAGAAUUUAUUAGAGUUGGCUAUUAUGUAAACAAUGAAUAUACUGAAACAGAACUGAGAGAAAAUCCUCCAGUAAAGCCAGACUUUUCUAAGCUCCAAAGGAAUAUUUUGGCGUCUAACCCCAGGGUCACAAGAUUCCACAUUAAUUGGGAGGACAACACUGAAAAACUGACAGAUGCAGAGAGCAGCAACCCAAACCUCCAAUCACUCCUUUCUACAGACGCACUGCCUUCUGCUUCAAAAGGAUGGUCAACAUCAGAAAACUCAUUAAACGUUAUGUUAGAAUCUCAUAUGGACUGCAUGUGACUGGCUACCCUUCUGCGCUAUGUAUGUGUUAAGCUGUAGACACACACACACCUGUCACCAGAACUUACUUCCUUGGAAUUACAUAUUCAACAAAAUGUGGAAAGUUUUAAAACAAACUCCCAUUUCCUGUAGAAAGUUUAUAAGGAAAAAGUAUUUGAGUGGAUGUAUAAAUAAACCUAUUUUUAAGUAA